CGUGUAUAAAUCAACCGCAGAGCCAAUUUUCUGCAGUGAAAUGUUUUACGAUAGAGCAGAUUGCAUUUUACAUAGACUGCGAAAUAUGGAACAUCUUUUGGGCUUUAUUCUGAUAUGUAUCUCACUUGCGUGCAUGUCUAAUGCUGAUGAGGUUGGCUGCAAAAAAACAAAAGUCUAUGAGUGCAAUACACAUAGUGACUGUGAAAACUAUGGAUUAAAAGGAAACGCCUGCGUUGACAAAAAUGGAAAGAAAAUCUGUAUGAGAUGUCAAUGUGCAAAAUUUCAUCAAUGUAGAUGGGAUAAAAAUGAACUUGUUUGUGAUAACUGUGAAGAAGGUUUUUUCGGUGAUCAUUGUGAAUGUCAAAACGAAACUAGUCCUUGUGACCCAAACCCUUGUGUGAAUGGUUUCUGUAUAGAAGAUGGUCAAAGUUACCAUUGUGAAUGUAAACCUGGAUGGGAAGGACCGCACUGUGAUGCAGAUGUUAAUGAAUGUUUAUCAAGUCCAUGUGGAGUUGGUAGUUGUAUCAAUGAAAUAAACAGAUAUAAAUGCAAAUGUCCAAACGGUUAUGUAGACAACUGUCAAGGUGUAAAUCCUGAAUGGACUAAUCUUAUUAUCGGUUACCGAAGCGUGGAUGCUUCUUCAACAUUUAGUCCUUCCCUUGGACCAAACAAUGCCGUAGAUAACAUCUUUGGAAAAACAUUUGGGUACUUAUACCACAGCGAUUGGGAAGAUUAUAACCCAUGGAUUGAAAUACAGCUCAUAAAAGAAUACGGAAUCAAUAGAGUCGUUAUUUAUAACAGACAGGAACAAGGCUGUAAUUUAGAAUACGAUUAUGAAAAAGGCACAGCUGUAGACUGUGGGGCUAGACUUAGGGAUUUGACGAUAUAUGUUGGAGACAAUCUUUGUGCACAAUAUGCAGGUCCUGCAACGAAUCAAUAUUAUGUCGAAAUACUAUGCAAUCAACGAACGUAUGGAGAUUCUCUUAAAGUAGUAAAAGACGGACUCUGGCUUCACUUUGCUGAAAUACAAGCAUUUUAUAACUAACUCAUAGUAUAUAUAUCUAGAAGAGGGAUUAUACAUUACGAGAAUGUCUAAGUCGCGCCAUGACAAAACCAACAUAAUGCGUUUGCGACCUGGAUGGAUCCAGACCAGCCUGCGCAUCCACGCAGUCUGAUCAGGAUCCAUGCUGUUCGCUUUCAAUUUUUCUACUUGUUAUAGGGUUUGUAAGCCCUGAUCAGACUGCGCGGAUCUGGAUCCAUGCUGGUCGCAAACGCAUUAUGUUGGUUUUGUCGUGAUGCGGCUCAAAUUGUGCUUAUGCUUAAUCUUCGUAAGAGCUGGCUGAAAAUUGUUGCUUUAUUUUAAUUAGUUUGGGGAAAAAUGCUAUAGAAGUAAUAGAUAAAUUAAUGUAAACAUUCACUUGGAUAUUAUUAUGUUACUUUUCGCGGGAUCAGUGAAAGAUUAUUACUUUUUGAAAUGGAUAAAUAGUAAAAUUUUACAUCAAUUUAAUUUUUUUACCUAUAUGCUCUAAAAAUAUUUAUAAGUUGUGUAUGCAUGUAUGUUUAAUUUUUCAAGAGAAGUGUUAACUUUAAAGUUAAAAUGUAAUAAUCUUUCACAUAAAAAUAUAUAAUAAA
Molecule: messenger RNA, 1632 nt
Organism: Ruditapes philippinarum (Manila clam)
Lineage: Eukaryota; Metazoa; Mollusca; Bivalvia; Venerida; Veneridae
Product: fibropellin-1-like
Exons: 8
Coding region: 41-1045 (334 amino acids)
Biological process (GO): heterophilic cell-cell adhesion; establishment or maintenance of epithelial cell apical/basal polarity
Cellular component (GO): plasma membrane; protein-containing complex
Molecular function (GO): calcium ion binding
Source: RefSeq, a predicted model, not a curated record